GGAUUUUGAAAUCGACAUCUGUUCCUACGUUAAGAACCUCUGCCUGCAGACAUGGCCGAGGGAAGUGCCAUCUGCGUCGUGGAGCACAAUGAAAACGAGGAGAGGGACUCGUACCUGCUGAAGGAGGAUAGACUGCAGCGGCUCCUGCUGCAGGCGCACUGCAGGGACAAGCCGGUCGCGGUGGUGUCCAUAGCCGGGGGAGCGAGGAGGGGGAAGUCCUUCCUCUUGAGUCUCUUCCUAAGAUACCUCAGGGCUCAAGGGUCUGAAAAUUGGCUGGAGGAUGAAGACACUCCGAUCACAGGGUUCGCAUGGAAAAUGAGUUCCAAAAGGGUAACGACGGGGAUUCACAUCUGGGAUGAAAUUUUUACAUUGAGGCUCGCCAAUGGGGAAGAGGCAUGCGUCCUCCUGAUGGACACGGAAGGGACGUUCGACUGCGAGGAGUCCCUCGCUCACAGCGUCACCGUCUUCGCCCUCAGCACCCUCCUCAGCUCCGUUCAGAUCUACAACCUCAAGGACAACAUCCAUAUGGACGAUCUCCUUCACCUCCAGGUAUAUUUCACUGGGUACGGUCGCCUGUGCCUCGAGACCAGCGACGACAAACCCUUCCAGAACUUCCUCUUCCUCGUGAGGGACUGGAGGAACCACCACGAGGUCCCCUAUGGAAGUGAAGGAGGUCAGGAGUUCCUGGACGAGAAACUCAAGACUUCUGGCAGACAGCGAGAGGACGUGAAGAAAGUGAAGGAAGACAUCAAGUUCUGCUUUACGAAGCUCAAUUGCUUUCUGAUGCCUUAUCCCGGGGAGAGAGUGGCUGGAGAUCCUCAUUUCAGCGGGUCGCUUUCUGAUAUACAGGAAGACUUCAAGGAUCAACUCCGUCUUUUGGUACAGCAGCUGCUCUCCCCAGAAAACCUGGCUCUCAAGACGAUCGCCGGCAGUCCCAUCACGUGCAAACAACUCUUCGAAUUCUUCAAAUGCUACAUCGGAAUUUACAACAACCGAGCGGAGAUCCCCGAGCCCAAGAGCAUCUUCGAGGCCACCGCCGAGGUCCAGCACCGGAAUGCCUGCGACGAAGCAGUCAACCACUACACCAAACGAAUGGACAGACUCCUGGCGGAAACUCCCGUGCCCACUCGAAGGAGACUGAAUCAAGUUCACGCCUCACUCCGAGUGGAGGCGAUAGAGAAAUUCACGAGUUCCAAGAAGAUGGGCGGAAAAGAAGUAUCGGGAAGAUUCCUAUUGCUUUUGGAUAAGAGCCUGCACGAGAAGUACGAGAAAUACGAGAUACAGCGAGACGCGAGGGAGGAGCAGAUCAGAUCGAAACUGCUGGAAGCGGCAGCCCGCUCCCUCAAGGAGUACGGGGAAGACAUGGCCGAGGUCUUGGGGACGGUCCCACUGGUGACCAAGGAGGAGCUGCGAGUGGAACACCAGGAGAAGAAGGCCUGGGCGAUUCAAUACUUCUUGCAGAAUAAGGAAAUUGCAGGGGAAGACCUCUUCACACAAUGCAAGGAGAAACUGGAAAAGGACAUCGAGUCCCAGUCAGCCUUCUUCUUCACCGAUCGGCAAUGGAAAGAGACCACUGCCAACGGGGACCUGAUCAACGCCAUCCAGUCCACCGUCUGGAUCUACUGUAGCCAGAUGGGCCACUCCUGCGGAGGAGCCGUCAUCACCGAGGAAGAGUUGGAGAGUGAGCACCGGAAGCACUACAAAGAGGCGAUCAACGCCUUCUUAGAGAGAACUCAAAACACACUCUGUCCAUAUCUUCUCGAUGGCCACCAUCAAAACUUGAUGAGGCGUUUGGAUGAGCAGUACAUGAAGUACAUCGAACUGAGAGAAUCAAGAGAAAGACAAGCAGAAACGGAACUCAUCAAUGCCAAGGAAAGCGCUAUGGAAAUAUACAACGACCAGAUGAGCAAAUUAUUGGUAGAUUUGAUGAGCGAAGAGAAACUGAACAACAUCCAUGGGAGCUAUCAGCGACAGACAAUGAUAUCCUUCGAAGAGACAGGAAAAAAAUACCCACAUCUUGCUAAGAAACACACGGACGAUUUGGAAUUGCGUAUGUCAAGCGAAUACAAGCGAUACAAAGCCUUCAGAAACUCCCAAGAGCACCAAGCCGAGUCUGCCCUCCAAGACGCGGUGGAGCGUAGCGUGGCACUCUACGAGCUCGAGAUGUCCUACCACUGCGGCGGCAAGGACGAUGAAGGAAGGCAGGGAGCCACCGACAAUCACCUUCUCACCAAGGAAGAGCUGCUCGAAGGACACGAGAAGUACCGCAGAGAAGUUCUGCAGAUCUUCUGGGCGAUUGGGGCGCAGUGGCCUCACCUCGCCGACAGAUACAAGGAGGAGCUGGAGGAGCGUCUGACAAUGGCGAAAGACCAUCUCGAGAGGAAACGGAAAAACAAAGAAAAAAGAGUGGGAAAAUUGCUGGUGAAAUCCCUGAGGGCAAGGGCCGAGGAUUACCUCAGUGCUACCAGGAUGAAGAAAUUCUACGGAGAAACCGUCGUGACCGAGGAAGAACUAAAAGAAAACCACGAGGAACACAGGGACGCAGUCGUGCGCUCCUUCGUGGAAGAUGGAGACUGGGCCCCCGCCUGGCUCUUCCAGGAGUACCGAGACAUCCUCGUCACCACCCUGGAUGACUGGCACCGCUCAUUGGAAACGAAGAUGACGGAAGAGCGCGCGAAGCGAUACCAGGCAGGAAGCAUCGUCGGCAUCGCUGCAGCAGCGGCCCCCUUGAUGGCGGGCGCGGUGCUUGGCCCCAUCGGCGCUCUGGGGGCCAGUGCUGCCAUAGGUGCUCUCGGCGGCACCUAUAAGUACUAUAACGAUGCAUGGAGGUGGCAGAACGAGGUCGUCCCUCCCGACCCUUCCAGCAUUCCAAUGUCCGUCUCGGGUUUGGUUGUCAAUCUAUCAUCCGACGAAGAUAAUGCAGAAGUGGAGUCCGAGGAACAUGAGUCAGAAUAA
This is a messenger RNA of Darwinula stevensoni, 2955 nucleotides long. NCBI's taxonomy places the organism in Eukaryota, Metazoa, Arthropoda, Ostracoda, Podocopida, Darwinulidae. The record is from the annotation of a GenBank genome assembly.